This is a messenger RNA of Paramormyrops kingsleyae, 4207 nucleotides long. It is a transcript of the gene ildr2a, whose product is annotated as immunoglobulin-like domain-containing receptor 2. The record is from RefSeq and is a predicted model, not a curated record. Lineage: Eukaryota; Metazoa; Chordata; Actinopteri; Osteoglossiformes; Mormyridae. Gene Ontology annotation, cellular component: membrane. Gene Ontology annotation, biological process: pancreas development.
UCCCGCACGCAACGGUCUGAGCAAUGAGGUGCCAAGUGGAGCGGGGAGGAUGAGGAUUAAUCCUCUAAAAACGCAGUAGCUUGGGAAAAAAAUGACUUUACUUGCGAUGUUCUGGAUCUUAUUAGUUUGUUUAUCAGGUUUGUCAGUGCGGAUGUGCGGCAGUGUGCAGGUCACCAUACAUGACAAGAGGAAGUACGCCAUGCUCUUCCAGUCAGUAGUCCUGCCAUGCCAGUACUCCAGCGCCUCCAGUCAGACGCCUGUGGUUCAGUGGUGGUACAAGUCUUACUGCCAUGACCGCACCUAUGACGCCUUCAGCUUCCACAAGAGCCUGGGGCUGCAUGCCUCAGAGCUGGGCCCCACCUCCCACCUGGACUGCUCUGACAGCAGCCGAACAGUCCGGAUCGUGGCCUCGGGACAAGGCCACUCCCUGACCCUGUCUGAGUACUACAAGGGACGAGACAUCUCCAUCAUCAACAAAGCUGACCUGCACAUCGGCCAGCUGCGAUGGGGCGACAGUGGCAUGUACUACUGCAAGGUGGUUAUCUCAGAUGAUCUGGAGGGCCAGAACGAGGACCAUGUGGAGCUGCUGGUGCUGGGUCAGGUAGGUCCAGUGGACGAUCUCCUGCCUGGGUUUGAUAUGGAUGUUAUGCCAGAGUGGCUCUUCGUGGCCGUGGUUCUGCUGGGAGGCCUGGCCCUGAUCUUGCUGGUGGGCAUCUGCUGGUGCCAGUGUUGCCCUCACUCCUGCUGCUGUUACGUGCGCUGCUGCUGCUGCCCCGACACGUGCUGCUGCCCACGGCAUCUGUACGAGGCAGGAAAGGUCGCAAAGAGCAUGGCGUCGGCGUCACUACCCAUGCACCCCGCGUUCUACAUGCCCAACGUCCCCACGAUGGUUUCCAUCGCACCCCCAUCUCUCAUCGAAUCCAAGAUGGCGCCCACUCCCUCCCUGGAGAACAACAUGCCCACGGAUUUCAGGGGCUAUCGAUUGCCGACCAAUAAGGAGCAGGACUCCUUGAAUGUUCUGUAUCAUGUAGAGAAGGAGCUUGCCCAAUUUGACCCUGCGAAGAGGUCCUGUAAUCAAUCCUGCAGCAUGUCGGAGCUCAGCUCCCUCCAUGACGGCGAGCCCCCUUUUCGGCAGACCUAUCGACAGGUCCAGAAGGCGGCCCUGCCCCCUGUCGCUGGCAGUCGCGACCGCCUAGACCUCCAGGAUACCAUGACCUCCCAGGCCUUGCAACCGAACCACACCUUUAACCGCAGCCGCUGGCCAGAGGACCAGCACCAAGCCAGGUGGAAGCCUGCCUCAGAGCACCUGCAGAGGAAGACGUUUGGUGCCCGGGGGAGGACAGGCUCUCUCGACGAACUGGAGGAGUUCGCUCUAUCCUAUGACCAACGCAGACGACGGGGGGCGUCCCGAGAGCUGGAGCGGGACCACGAGCCGGAGCCACGGAGCCGAAAGCUGCACCACCCCCAGGGGGAAGAGGAGCAGCUCCAGCGCAUAGAGAAGCCCCCAGACUCCUGGAUGGAGAGGAACCAGAUCCCCUCACAUAGGAAGAAUCAGGAGCAAGACUGGGAACGAAGGGGGAACGGCCACAGCCCCCCUCCGUCGCCCAAGAAGCGCCGAGACAUAGGGAAUGGCGACCUCCGGCGUUCCCGCCGCGGCCGAGAAUACAACGAUGCCUACCUGAGCAGCCUGCUGGAGCGCAAGGCACGGCAUGCGCGUGCGGGGCGCGCCGAGGACGACAGCGGCCAGAGCGACACGCCCUCCAGGGGCAGCUCCAAGAAGAGCAGUAGCUGCUACCACAGCCAGUCGCCCAGCAACCGGCCCGACGAGGAAGACGAGGACGCUGGGGAUGAGGAUUUGCCUCCCCCUUAUUCGGAACGGAGCGCAGACCCUGCCAUGAGGCCUUUCUCAUAUGGCCGCCCCAACCCUGGCCUGAAGCGGCCCCCACACGAGCGCAGGGACGAGCGGGAGAAGCUCCGCAAAGUGAACACUCUCCUUAGCAGAGACUCUCUCGUAGUGUGAAGGACUCAGAUGCUGGUGAUCAGAGCAAGCACUCGCGGCACAGGCAGCAGACAGGACGGGUCCCACAGGCCUCUCAAGACCCAGGCGGCACUACUGUUACGAUCGGGGGGGGGGGGGGGGGAGGAGGGCUGGUGGAUGGCAGUCCCUCUAAGAACCGGGUCACUCAGGGAAGCCUUCCUCCAAUCCCAAGCUGCAGACACUCGUCUUCAGCUCAGGUGGCUGGUCCUGUGUUUGUACAGUGUAUGUAUAUGUCUAUGUGUGCAUGACUGUAUGUCUUUGUGUCUGUACAUGUACAUGCAUGCAUGCCUGCGGCAAAAACAUAGGCCCCUCAGUUCCGUCCCUCUGACUCUCAUGGCUUUUGUUACUGUUCAGCACUGAAUGCCGUAACUCUUCAACACUAACCAUGAUGGGAAUGGCGCCACCCUAUGGCUAGUCUUCCAAAUACGCAUUGUUACAACUUGGUCAUUAUGGAGUAACCAACGCCAAGACUGCAGGAGGCACCACAAUGGAACGGCUGCAGGAAACACAGUGUCUUUAGACUGGACAGGUGGUUUUGUAUAGGCAUUUGAUGCUGUUUGACGUUGACAUUUUCUGAAAACUACAUUGUGCAUCAAAGAGGGUCACCCUGAAACCACUGAAAAGAAAUAUCAGCACCCUGAAGCCUCCAAACAACAACCUGAAGAUGCUGCUGUUUCAUAUGAAUGAUGUUUGUUCAUUUUUUCCUGUUAACUGACCUCCAGUCCUCAGCUGAGAUGGAUGUAAAUUAUGAAACGAGCUGAGUGUUUAUUUUAGAUAAGUUUCCUGUGCUGUGUAAAUUGCUGUGUUUUUAAUCACUACCCUUAUCAGUUUAAACCAUGUAGUGCACAUGUAAGGCCACAGACAGUGUAAACCCACCUUAAAUGAUCAAAGUACUGUAUUUGUUUGUACUGCUCUCUGUGAAUGGGUGCCCUCUUACACACGCUGGCUUUAUCUUGCUUUGGAGCUGCGGUUUGAGCACCUAAGAGGCUAGACUGGUGUUUAGGUGAUUGGAGUCCCUACAAGGAGCUUGAAGGACUGGGUCUGUGCAGGAUGCUGUGGAGAACCACGUGAUACGGGAACAAGGGGAGAACCAGGGACUUUUUGUUGGGCCUGGGAGUAGAGUCGGAUCAACUCUAGGGAGGACAAAAGACAGCUGUUCUGAUCAGUAAAAUGAAACAGAUCUUGGGGGAGACCAUAGCUGGUGUUUCUACAUAUAGGUAUGACUGUAGAUUAGCCUAUGAGUUUUAUGCAACAAGAGUAUUGGACCUGAUCCUAACCAAACUUUCUUUGGUAGAGUUCCAGUUGUUCAAAUAGGUAAAACGGUAAGCUUCCCUUCAGAUAUGAGUCACCUUUUCUAAAGGAAACAAGUAAUUUGCUGAGUGUGCAGCCCUAUAUGCGACCAGGACAGAGACUUAAUAGGCUUACUGUCAUGACUCCUAGCUUGACGGUGGUCUUUCAGUCCUGCGGAGCGCUGGAGGUUAGCCAGCUCUCUGCCAGAGAGGGUUUCAUUCCGGAUGAGUCAUGAGCAAAAGGCCAUUGUGCAUUGUAUCCUCGCAAUCCGUGUGACUGUCUGAGAUGUUCACGGAGAAACUGGGGUUUGCGUGAACACGUACGGCGGAGUACAGUACAAUCCGCGACAAAUACACAACACGUAAUUUAGUGAGAACGGAUAUGAACGUAGGUAGACAAAUUUACUAAUGCAGACUUUUCAUGGACGUAUUGUUAAAAAAGUUUAAUGGUUGUAACAAUCUCUUAAUAAAAACUAAAUACCUGAAAUUCCCCAUGUACCCCUUUGCUGAUUAGCUGCUGCAAUUCAAAAUGCAUGCAGGCAGCCCAACACACCCACGUCUAUAUACACCUACACCGGGUACCUAAUAACUUAGUUCAAAAAUAGGUGUGGUAUUGUGUGCGUCUGGUCCAAAGGCAGGGAGGGAUUAAUUAACCGUAGUAUAGACUUCAUACCGAAACUUCGGGAUUAUGAGUUGAUUACGAAACUCUCAUUCCUGUGUUGCCAUGGAAUUACAUAAUGCAAUGUCAGAUUCGUCUUUUUUACGUUUUUUUUAUUUUGCGGUACAACAUGUUGUUUCCAUGUGUUCUCUGUGACUAUAGCUGUUGUCUGUAGAUUUGUACCAUAUGCGGUUUUAUAAGAAUAAAAAACAAUAACGUGUA